Molecule: messenger RNA, 946 nt
Organism: Terrapene triunguis (Three-toed box turtle)
Lineage: Eukaryota; Metazoa; Chordata; Testudines; Emydidae
Product: acetylcholinesterase-like
Exons: 3
Biological process (GO): choline metabolic process; acetylcholine catabolic process
Cellular component (GO): plasma membrane
Molecular function (GO): acetylcholinesterase activity
Source: RefSeq, a predicted model, not a curated record
AGGGCCGGGCACGGCCAGCCUAUGCCCAUCCUCGCUGGGUUCACCUCCAACGAAGGCGCCUACAUGUUAAAAUUCAGUCCUCUUGACUUCAGCCUGGAGAACACCAGCCACAUCGGCUGGGAAGAGCUGCUGCAGGUGGUGAGGCUGGGAAUGCCAGGGGCCCCAGAAGAGGCCGUCCAGAUCGUGGCACAGCGGUACAGCCAGGAGAGGCAGGAUGAGGGACGGUACUUAUGGGCCAUGGAUCAAACCACUGGUGACCGCCUCUUUGUGUGCCCGGUAGCCGAGGUAGCUGGGCGAGAGGCGGAGGCCGGCAGUCCUGUGUACACCUACUACUUCACUCACCGCAUUCCUGGCUUGUCUUUACCUGAGUGGAUGGGGGUGCCACACGGCUCCGAGGUGCCCUACCUCUUCGGGACCCUGGCGUCCAUGUGGGGCGCCAACUACACUCUCACAGAGGCCGAGACCGGGCUGAGCCGCAGGGUGAUGCGGUACUGGGCGGAGUUUGCCAGGAGCGGGAACCCCACAGGGUCAGAGGGCAGCAAGGAGCAGUGGCCCCUCUACAACUCCAAGGAGCAGAACUUCGUCCGCAUCAGCACAGAGCCGCCCCAGGUCCAGGGGACAUCGCCCGCCCAGCACUGCGGCUUCUUAGCAUCGCUGCUCAAAGAGACGCCGAGCCCCACAGCUGAGAUCCACAGAACUGCUAACCCCUCAAGGAAGAAGGAACAUGAGGAAGAGAAGGAGAACUGAGCCCCAUGGAGGAAGCCAGGACCUGCAGCAUCAAAUCCCAGAUGUCUACCACCAGCUGAGCAAAGGGAGUAAUUCCCCCAGCUGGGAGUCAGCAGGUGGCUGCUGUAGUAAUUAAUCUGGCCACUAGACGGCGAUAUCAUCCUAUUCACUAGCCCACGAAAGCUUAUGCUCAAAUAAAUUUGUUAGUCUCUAAGGUGCC